Syngnathoides biaculeatus (alligator pipefish) is the source of this 1471-nucleotide messenger RNA. It is a transcript of the gene faslg, whose product is annotated as Fas ligand (TNF superfamily, member 6). The coding region runs from base 502 to 1332 and encodes 276 amino acids. Lineage: Eukaryota; Metazoa; Chordata; Actinopteri; Syngnathiformes; Syngnathidae. Gene Ontology annotation, cellular component: membrane. Gene Ontology annotation, biological process: positive regulation of canonical NF-kappaB signal transduction; extrinsic apoptotic signaling pathway via death domain receptors; immune response. The transcript is spliced from 4 exons. The record is from RefSeq and is a predicted model, not a curated record. Gene Ontology annotation, molecular function: tumor necrosis factor receptor binding.
AAAAAUCUGACAUUUUAUCACAAUUUAGAAAAAAAAAUCAUAUUUUGUAAAUUCCACAUUUAUAAUUUGUUUAUUUUGCCAUAAUUUGGAACUUUUUAAAAACAGUUUCACAUUUUGUAAAAUAGUUUCAUAGCUUUUUGCCAAUUUAUUUGACAUUCUAGAGAAAAUUGCAUUUUGUCCAUUUGGCCACUUCAUUUAAAAAAAAAAAAAAGUUUGGUAUCUUUUUCCAUGUUCUUCUACAUUUGGAACUUUUCACAUAAAAAAAAAUAAAAUUUGUGUCAUUCUUUUUCCUCACCCCACUUGGUGACCAUGAAACUGGAGAAAGAGAAAUCAAAAAGUGUCGUUUUAAAGUAGGACAGGUGACUGUGACUCACGUCUUGACGCCGCUUCAAAAGGCGUCGUCCUCUCAAGUCUGCAGCGACAUGCAGACCAUCUCAUACGUGCAAGGGGGUGGAAUAUGUGGGUAGUGGUGUUGCAUGUAACACCACAUGAACGUAGAGUAUGUACUCACGCAUUCACACCAGCACCAUGAGCUGUGACCAGAUGUAUCCCUUCCCGCAAGUUUUCUUCGUAGAUGGAGGUCAGCAGCAGGAGCAGCAUCGCCCAGGGCAGCCACCCGGGUGCCCCCAAAGGGGUCGAAGGGUGGGCAGCUGCGUAGGUCUCAUCCCGACGUUCGCCACCGUUGUCCUGCUGCUCUUUCUGCUCGUGUUUGCAGCCCUGGGCUUUGGCGGGUACCUGAUGUACAACAUGCAGUUGGAGCUCAGAGAUGUGAGGAAGUUGUCACCUGCGCUCAAGCAAGCGCAGGAGUUGAGCAGAGCCAACAAGCAAAUCAGUUUGGAUGAAGCAGGAGGCAACAAAGACCACAAAAUCCAGACAGAAGAAAAGCCUGCGGCACACGUCAUAGGCCGGAUUGAAACAGACGUGGUCGGCAAAACGCUGCGCUGGGAGCCGCGGGUCGGCGCCGCCUACACCAGCGGCGCGGUGGCCUACCGGCUGAAGGACGGCGCCCUGUGGGUCAACCAGAGCGGACUGUACCACAUCUACUCACGGGUGGAGCUCAUCUUCAAGCACUGCUCGCCCACGUCCUCUUUCACCCACACUGUGUUUGUGAGGUCGCCGUCGGCCAAGGACACGACCGUGAUGGAGGCCCACCGGGCCGGGUUCUGCUCCCAGCAGAGCGGGCCAAAGCGCCGACACUCAUGGACCGCCGACAGCUACCUGGCGGCGGCUGUCAGGCUCCAUCGCAACGCCAGCGUCCUGGUCAACGUGACCCACGCCCAAUUUCUCAGCCACUCGCAGUACGGCAACUUCUUCGGUCUCUACAAGAUCUGAUCGGGACGGUUUUAGUGCUUGAGAGACGAGCGAUGUCGUCGUGUGUCACCGUGGAGAAAAAUGCCCAAAGAGACCGUUAACACUAACGUGAUGUGUGUAGCAUUAUAUUUAUUCAAUGUGUUAACAACAUUUUAAUGAC